UGAAAAAAAGGGAAAAUGGGAGUGGUUUCUCAGGACGCGAUCAAGCAAUUCCAAGCUUUAAUCGACCAGAUCGACGAGCCAUUGAAGAAGACCUUUCAGAAUAUUCAUCAAGGGUAUCCAACAGAAUCGUUGGUUCGGUUUCUCAAGGCAAGGGAGUGGAAUGUUGCCAAAGCACAUAAAAUGUUGGUGGAUUGUUUAAACUGGAGAAUACAAAACGAGAUAGACAAUAUAUUAGCGAAACCCAUACUUCCUGUGGACUUAUAUAGGGCAUUGCGUGACUCACAUCUCAUAGGAAUGUCAGGUUACUCGAAGGAGGGCCUCCCUGUUUUGGCUAUUGGUGUUGGGCUCAGCACAUUUGACAAGGCAUCUGUUCAUUACUAUGUUCAGUCACACAUCCAAAUUAAUGAAUAUCGGGACCGUGUAAUUUUGCCUUCGGCAACAAGGAAAUAUGGACGGCAUAUUAGUACCUGCAUUAAGAUUUUGGAUAUGACUGGUCUAAAGCUUUCAGCACUCAGCCAAAUUAAGUUAUUGACUGUCAUAUCUACUAUUGAUGAUCUGAACUAUCCCGAGAAGACAAAUACGUAUUACAUUGUGAAUGCUCCAUACAUAUUUUCAGCUUGCUGGAAGGUAGUAAAGCCGCUAUUGCAAGAGAGAACGAGGAGAAAAAUUCAGGUGCUGCAGGGUUGCGGGAGAGAUGAGUUGCUGAAGAUAAUGGACUAUGCAUCCCUUCCGCAUUUCUGCGUUAGAGAAAGUUCGGGUUCAUCCCGGCAUUCAAAAAAUGGAACCGAUGACUGCUUCUCAUUGGACCAUUCUUUUCAUCAGGAGCUCUUUAACUACAUCAAGCAGCAAUCCUUGAGCCUUGAACCUAUUGCACCCAUCAAACAAUGUUCUUUCCAUGUAGAUGUUCCUGAUCCGGACCCAAAAGGCACAAAGAUUGUUAUGACCAUAGAAUCUGAGUUACACAAGCUUGGGGAUCAGAAUGGGCUCUGUCAUUCAAUAGAUGACCUGAAAAUCAAUGGCGACUCUGAUGGAAGAAAGAAAUGGUCAGUGAUUUAACAAUAUCAAAUCUUGGAACUUGGAAACUCUCAAUCAUGUUGUGACAGAUCUUAACAUGGGAACCACUGGUGGCGUUUCGUAGCUCCUGCCAGAUUGUGAGUGUCCAUGGUUGAGAUGUAAUGGUAAUUGCUUGCAUUAAUUCAAUGCAGGCUUUUGUUGGAAAAGCUAAUUGAUUUAUAUAACUUGACAUGUUACC
Molecule: messenger RNA, 1252 nt
Organism: Telopea speciosissima
Lineage: Eukaryota; Viridiplantae; Streptophyta; Magnoliopsida; Proteales; Proteaceae
Product: phosphatidylinositol/phosphatidylcholine transfer protein SFH1-like
Exons: 11
Coding region: 16-1056 (346 amino acids)
Source: RefSeq, a predicted model, not a curated record